GAGUUACGGCAGGACCGAUAUUGCGGAAUAAUGGAGAGCCUGAGUCGCGCCAAUAGUGCCUUCGCGCUGGAUCUGUACCAGGUCAUCAGUGCAGAAAACACGGCCGGAAAUGUGUUCUUCUCGCCGCUCAGCAUCAGCACAGCUCUCAGCAUGGUUUUUCUGGGUGCUCGUGGAAACACUGCUGAAGAGAUGGCCAAAGUCCUGUCAUUCAGUUCAGUGCCUGAUGUUCAUACUUGUUUCCACACACUCAGCUCCCAGAUCAACGCCCCUUCAGCCUCCUACACCCUCAAAUUGGCCGAUCGUCUGUACGGCGAGAAGACUUUCUGUUUUUUACCUGAGUUUCUAGGCUCCUGUCAGAAACUCUACAGUGGAGAACUGCAGCAGGUAGACUUCAUCGGCGCAUCAGAGGAAUCAAGACAGAUCAUUAAUGGCUGGGUGGAAAAGCAGACAGAGGGGCUGAUUAAAGAUCUUCUGAAACCUGGGAUGGUUACAGCAAUGACUCGCCUUGCUUUGGUCAAUGCCAUCUACUUCAAAGGAAGCUGGAUGAACAGAUUCAGUGCAGAUAACACCAAAGAGAUGCCCUUUAAAAUCAACCAGAACGAGACCAGACCAGUGCAGAUGAUGUACCAGAUGAGGAAGUUCCCUUUCAGCUACAUACCUGAGCAAAACCUGCAGGUGCUGGAGUUGCCCUAUGAAAAAGAGGAGCUGAGUAUGCUGGUUCUACUGCCUGUAGAGACUAGUGAUGGUUCUGAUCCAUUACUCAAGCUAGAGAAAGAGCUGACUUUGGAUAAACUACUGGAGUGGACGGACAGGGCGAAUAUGGACACAGGGACGGAGGUCGUAGUUCAUCUGCCUAAGUUUAAACUGGAAGCGGAGUCCUCACUCCAGGGCAUGCUGGCAAAACUGGGCAUGAGAUCGGUAUUCGACGGAGCUUCGGCCAACCUGAGCGGGAUGAGUGGUGAGGGAGGGCUGUUCUUGUCGUCUGUGGCGCACAAGGCCUGCGUGGACGUAAACGAGGAGGGGACAGAGGCGGCAGCGGCUACGGCUGGCAUGGUCUCCUUUUGCAUGAUCCGAGAGGAGCACUUCACUGCGGAUCACCCCUUCCUGUUCUUCAUCAGGCACAACCCUACAAAAAGCAUCCUCUUCCUCGGCAGAUUCAGCUGUCCACCUUAG
Messenger RNA from Chanos chanos (milkfish), 1173 nucleotides. RefSeq names its product serpin peptidase inhibitor, clade B (ovalbumin), member 1 (gene serpinb1). The transcript has 7 exons. Gene Ontology annotation, molecular function: serine-type endopeptidase inhibitor activity. The coding region runs from base 31 to 1173 and encodes 380 amino acids. The record is from RefSeq and is a predicted model, not a curated record. NCBI's taxonomy places the organism in Eukaryota, Metazoa, Chordata, Actinopteri, Gonorynchiformes, Chanidae. Gene Ontology annotation, biological process: negative regulation of endopeptidase activity.